AUGGUUAAAGUAAAAGAGAAAGAUUUGAUUCUUCAUGGAGACGUCGAACAACAUGGUCAGAUAACACAGGGUGAAUGGUACUUAAGAAGUCAUAGGAGAGAAGUUUACGAUGACUCGUUAAAUCAGGACGAAAACAUACGGAAAGAAUUUAAAGAAGUAAUCAGCUCCCUGAGUGCUGGAGCAGUCGCUGGAGCUGUUGCAAAGACGACAAUCGCGCCUUUGGAUCGAACGAAGAUCAUCUUUCAAAGUAAGUUCGACAGAUGACUCACUUGUUCGAGCAUGAGAACCAAUCAGCGAUUAUUGACUUAUUAAAACUAUAAAGCUUUGGUUAUUACUAUUAUGGCUUUUCCCUGCAUUAUUUACAUUGAAGCCCAUACAUUUUUUCAUUUUUUUUCGGUUGUAUAUACUUUCAAUUCAUGUGAAAAAUUUGAAAGGUGUAUAACAAAUAUAUAUUGAUUAGCACGUCUUGGGUUUAGAGUUGUUGUACACGUGCAUUUUGGGACCAGUGUGUAUGCUUGUUACGCCUGGACCAAAACGGAUAGGAGUUGACGAAAAUUUAAAAAAAAUCUUGAGCAUAUGAAAGUCAGUGAGGCUAAAUAACGACGUUUGAAGUUGUUUUUUCCAAACAUCCUAAUGAAAUCUCAAAUGAAGAAUCAGUCUCUAAGCUAGAGUGUGAUCUUGAUUGUGUGUCGGAGAUUGAUUUUAAACUCUCACCGGCUUUUGUUGUUAUUUGGGUCAAACUUAAAGGGUUUGCUAGCGCCUUGUGGAAGCUACAGCCAUUUUUGAAAAUUUCUGUCAUUACUCACAGAAAAAAUAGUAAUAUUUGUGGAGUAAUAAAUCAUUAUAUUUUGUCUUAUUUCUUUUUCAACUCUUAUUAUUGUUCAGUACAAUGUCAAAUGACCCCUAGCUUUCUCCUCAUCUUCAUGUCAAAUCCUCUGAUGCCUGCAAUUAUUGUGACAGUUAUUUUCUUCUUUUCUAGCCUCCAACAGACAGUUCUCAGUAAAGGUAAGCCAGUAAGAAAUAUAAAAGCAACACAAAUGCAGAGAUGCCAACAACCACCCCCUCCCCACUUCGACCCUGACCCCCCAAUAAGCACAGUUAGAUCCAGUCUCUAAUUUAUCACAUGGGAAUGGCUUAGGACAUUACAUGAAGUCUUACAUGAGGCACAGACCAUCCAAAUUCCCUUUUAUUAUGGCAAUGGAAAUAAUCUUUGUCAGUGAUGAAGUACGUGUACAUGCAAAAAUGCCCCAGUAACAAACUAUGAAUAAAAGAAUUUGAAUUUUGGCAGAAAAUGGGAUAAAUUCCAAAUUAAAGCACAGAAAAGCUAAUAAAUCAAUUUUUUGUGGGAGAUUGGAGACCGGACGAUUAAUGUUGUUUCCAGGAGACUCCCACAUAAUCUGGGAGAGUUGGCAUAUAUGCAAAUGUAAGAGUGAAUUUUACAUCAUUAAGUUCUGAGGGCAUCAGAUCUUCUUGACAAAAUAAUAGACAGCUACUUUUGCCCACCAUAGUAUGGUAAUGUGAUUUGUGUAACUUCUUCUUCAAAAGUUGAUGGACAUUGUACUUGAUAGCUUCACAGAAGUUAAUCUUUCUAGAAAUAAAAAUUAAAUCUUUAUCAUAAUAAAUAACAAAUAUAAUAUUGGGGAAGGAAUGCAACCAGUAACAAUGUGCAUUCUGCUAAAACUUAAUAAUAAUACAACUCUAGGAAAGUGAUCAUUGUUGUUGUAAUAAAGUUCGUAUGUAACAGGCACUCCGAUUGGUUAGAAAGCAUGCUUUAUGAGAGUAUAAAAAUGGAGCUACAUGUAAAGCUGUCACAUCAUCUGCCAUUAUAUGUAGUUCAUUUUGAAAUUACAAGAAAAGUGAUGUGUGGGGAAUUUAAUGAAUUCUUCAUGAGGGGGACAUUGGGGAGUACCCAAUACCACAAAACCGUAAGAAAAACUGGCAAACACUAAAUUACUGUGUCAAAAAUCGACGAAAUACUGAUAUCGCAUUUGUGAUCGGUCACACUUAUAACAGUUAACCCAUUCGCCCCUGAGCUGCCUGUAACCGCCCAUGCGGAUCCAUGUCCCUUCUAUCGCUUAUCAGUUUUAAUGGUCAAAGACAAUUUUGUCCACUAACGUGUGCAGAGUGAAGGGAUCUUCCAAACCACACCAGAAUGAGCACAAUUCAGUCAAGGACACUGGAGAAAAAGGCAAAAAACCAUAUAGCGUUGACCCAAAAAUUACCAUGAAAAUGUUGUUCCACUACCCACCUAUCUUUCCUUUCAGCUAAUCCUAAGAUCCUAAAAGCUUUCCUAAAAACUUUUCCCAACAAAAUGAAGCCUACCAAAUGCCCAGCAAAAGAAAACAAAAAUGAGGCAAGAAAAGCAAAAAAAGAGGGGAGGAGAGAAAGUGAAAAGUAAAAUUGAAGACCUGCUGAAAUUUUGCUUUCUGCGCAUACCUGAACUUCGCAAGCUAGUAUUUUGCUUCUGGGUCAGAAGGCUGCGAAGUGUAUGACAGGGUUGUCAGUAAGAGCCAGGGGCCAGGGAUUUUCCCUGGCUACUAAGAGAAUGGCCCGUGGCUUCUUUUAUUGGAAAAUAGAAGAAAAAAAACCAAAAGAAAUCCCUAGCCGUUUGAUUCCGUGCCUGCUUGUUGUAUUCACCUGGCAACUUGAAAUCUUAGUAAACAACCCUGGUACGACGUGCAAAUCGCUUUGUGUUAUGUUUUAGCUCUUUAUAGCAUGACAGUGACUAGGAAACCACUCGACUAGGCUGCUUCAAAACACAUUUUUCGGCAAAAUCUGUAGGGGCGAAUGGGUUAAAGUUUUAUCUAUCUUGUGUGUUUGUUUUCCCCAAGCAUGUACCAGAAAUUAACCUCACCCAUAAUUCAAGAAAACAUGAGAAGACUUUGAAUUUGUUGGUAAACACAGAUUGAAAAGCCUGGUCACUGGAUGCAACAGCAGUUUCAAUGUAGAUUAACUUUCAGAAAUUAUGUAAUCAUUUACCAUUAUGUCUGACACCUUAAAAAUAUUAACUCUUAUUGACCUGUAUAGCUUACUGUGUUUUAUGUUGCUUAUUGUAUUGACCUGUGUUAGACAGCACAGUGCAAAUAAACAGUAGUGCAAUACCAUCAAGGAUCUUCUUUUACCGAAUAUUGUCAGCCAAAAGGUUGAAAAACUGCAUACUGCAAGGCUAGAUGAUACCGGAGUACCUCACAUUAAAUUGAAAAUUACCAAAAUACCAGUUGAAAAAAGCUCAAUACCAUAAAGCCACAUGUCCCCCUACUUUAUCAUGAAAUAAAUAAAGAAGCCUUGACUGUGCUCUGCUCUGUUGUAAAGCCCUUAGGAAGCAGCUAGAGCACUCAAGAAGUAGGGACAAACACUUGACUACUUCUCAUGUUUCCACAACAUUUCUUUCAUGCUCUAGCCACCCCCUGAAGGCUUUACAACAAAACAGAGCACAGUCAAGGCUUCUUCAUUUGUGAAAUGUAAUUCAUAUUUUUGUUGUUGUUGUUGUUGUUUAACUGCCAUACUCUUAAGUUCUAAUGCUUAUUUCACAUCUGCUUUCUUAUUAAGGGAGCUGUUAGUGUCUUAAGACAAACUCUUGUAGAGAAUGGAUUUCUUGGCCUCUUCCGAGGAAACAGUGCAACAAUGGCACGUAUCAUUCCAUAUGCUUCAUUACAGUUCACUGCACAUGAGCAGUACAAAAUGCUUUUGAGAACAGACAGUAAGAAAGGGUGGGUAGAUUUGUUAUAUUUUGUAUACUACAUACUUGUACAUGUACCUUAAUCAGGGAUACUCAGCCAAAGAAAAGAAAGGAAAGAAAGUCUAGUUGAAAUGGGGGGAGGGUUGGGGGAGAUCUAUGCACUUCCUGAUAUUUUGCAACAGAAGAAUAUGGUAGUGUUUGUCUUUUGGCCAGAUGAAAACCAGAAAAAAAAAACAGAAAACCAGAAAACCACUCAAUGAGAUUGAGUGUAGCUUCAACCCACAUCUUUUCACAAAAUCUCUUCUGCAGCACUAAAUUUGUUGCAUUUUUAGAAAUCCCUUUUCGUUUGGCACACGUUGGGAUACUUUUCAUCUUGUUCAAAUUUUACGAUCAUUUAAAUUUAUGUGACUAGUGGUACCAAGGUCUCAGUCAAAAGGAUGUCCAGGCCUCACCCAGAUUAUCUGAUGCAGAUAUCUAUUGUAGCAUAGGAGCCAGGCUACUAUCUUGUUAACAUGACAUUGUUAUGAAUGGCUUGAGGCACUCAAAAUUUUGACUGAUUGCCUGAUGCGCUUUUUGUAUUUCAGGCCAUUACCUCCUGUGCGCCGAUUUUUAGCAGGAUCUAUGGCUGGGAUAACUGCUGCAUUGUUUACAUAUCCUCUUGAUUUGAUCCGUGCCAGAUUAGCCAUCACACAGAAAAACAGGUAAUAUUUUAUGCAAGGUGUAACAAAAUCAGGAUCCACCUGCCCCAGUGGUUUUGGCUUGUGGACAAGUUAGGUUAUCAAUCUUACUUUUCUGUGAACAAGGUAAUCUUUAGAAAGUAAUUUUGACUACAGGGUUCUUAUAGUUUACAGUUAGGUAUUUGCGAGAGUAAAACUGAUCGCUGUUCAUAAAAGCAACUUACAUUAUCUACCAGUUAGAAAUGGACUUUUACGGUGAAGGGAAACAAGAUACUCUUUCACUUAACGUGGACUCAUCUGAAUUUUCCACAAUGGUUUUCACCUUUAGGGAAAGACGAAUCAUAAUAAUAAUAAUCUUAAAUCAACACGAGAUCAAGGUAAAAAAAGGUAAUGGGGCAAAUAAGCCAAGAAGGCCCACACCUUUUUGUGGAAUAAAGUUUCCAGUUGCACCUCCCCGUCUCAUGGGAUGUUAGUUCAUUGUAGAGUACCCAGCGGGUGUUUAAGCAGUGCCUUUUUAGGUGUAUACCGUUGGGUGGAAUGUUACAAAGGAAAGUGCAAUCAUAAACAUGAGAUCAAGGUAAAAGAAAAAGGUAAAAGCCAAGGAAGCCCUCAUGGCCAGAGCUUAACUUGGUUCCUCUAGCAUGAAGUACCUUGAAGUCUUGUUAACUCCCACCUUCCCCCGGGUGGAAUGUUACUUCCUUGUGGAAUUACUCAAGGGGUGUGUCACCCAUAACUAUUAUACUCUUGGGUGGAAAGUGACAAAAUGAAGAAGAGUUUUUUGUUAAAUAAGGCCAACAAUGCAAUAGCAAGCUUUGAUUUCAAAACUACAAAUGUAAAGUUUGAGUUGUAAAUCGCUUUGCUGCCAUGACUCCACCAUAUUUGACAGCCUUCUAUUAAUUCAGAACAUGUCUUUGUGUUUAGGUACAAAGGACUUAUGAAUAUUAUAACCAAAAUCUACAUAGAAGAAGGAAUCAUAGCAUACUACAAAGGACUACUUCCCACUGUCUUAGGAAUUAUGCCCUAUGCAGGAAUAAGCUUCUUCACAUACGAAACACUAAAGAAGCUCUAUUAUGACCACUUUCAAGACUCUCGGCAAUUAAAUCCUUUACACAGACUUUCCUUUGGUGCCUGUGCAGGACUUUUUGGCCAGUGCGCCACAUACCCAUUGGACAUAAUUCGCCGGCGAAUGCAGACAAAUGGAAUUUUGGGACCUCCGAGGCCGGAGUAUCGUAAAAUGUGGACCACAGCAAAGUAUGUGUAUACCACUGAAGGAUUAAGGAAGGGCCUUUACAAGGGUCUUAGUAUGAAUUGGGUAAAAGGACCUAUUGCUGUUGGAGUUAGUUUUACUACUUUCGAUUUGUUGCAUGGCUUCUUCCAGAGACGUUUUAUCCAAACCACUGAUGAGUGAGAAGAAGCGGAAUGCUUUACAUGGAAUAUAUCAUUGUACCAUGGAUCUCGAAUAUAAUGAUGAUUAUUUAACAUCUGAAAACAAUGUUUGAACGGAAGUCAUCUUGCCUCGUAGUUGGCGUCACAGUAAAAAACAAGAACAAUUUUGGAACAAGUCAUUUGCUUCAAGAGAUCUUAUGAAGCCUUGCUACCUUGCUCCUCCUCAAAGAACGAUGCAAUUGUGACAAUUAAAAUCAAUUAGGCAACAUUGUUUAUUUGCAAAGUUAAUUUGUUUUCCUCGAAAAUGUUGACUAUUUUGCAUCUUGUCUUUCUUGAUGUUCAAUUAAUUCCUCUUUUCAAUCAAUUUUUGCCAAGCUACAAAUAUGUACGUGUAGUAAACGUUUUAUAAACAUUUUUUUAAGCAAAACAGUGCAGCAUUUAACAAGACAACAUUAAGGAGUCAAGUUAAGUUUGUUGUCUGCCAUUUUGUCAGAGGGCAGUAAUAACUCCAAUCACCAAUGACAAUCACACAGAUCCCUUUGAGAAGUUGAGAAAUCAGACUGCUAUCCCCGUAGUGAUUUGCACUGUCUGUGAUUUCAGCCUGGGUCAUUCGACUUGCCAGGGACUCUUCUGAUAGCCUGUUUUACGCGUUCGGAUAGUAGAGCGCGGAAGAAAAA
Molecule: messenger RNA, 6419 nt
Organism: Porites evermanni
Lineage: Eukaryota; Metazoa; Cnidaria; Anthozoa; Scleractinia; Poritidae
Source: the annotation of a GenBank genome assembly